AUGAGUUCUUUGGACGAGGAUGAGGAGGACUUUGAAAUGUUUGACACCGAGGACUCCCUGUUCAUGGGGAAGAAGGCGUUUGGGAAAAAGGUUGAUGAGGAUGAUGAGGACGACGGUGCUGUAGGAGGGAGUACUCCGACGAAUAAAUUAAAAUUUUAUCCGUACUCGAACAAUAAACUGACGAGAAGUACGGGUACUUUGAACUUGUCGUUAAGUAAUACCGCUUUAUCAGAAUCUAACUCGAAAUUCUUAGGUAAGAUCGAAGAAGAAGAAGAAGAAGAAGAAGAAGAAGAAGACGAAGAAGAACAUAACCAUGAUGACGAAGAGGAGGAGGAAGAAGAGGAAGAAACCAUGGAUUCCCGUAUAAAUAGAUGGUCUCCCUUCAACGAAACCGAUAAUGUUGCUACGCCUACUGUCAAGAGAUCGAUGGACAGGACCAGCAGUCCCAGCUUCCUUGGGCAGUGGAACCAGCGAUGGUUCCCCGCAAACCAGAGUCGCAAUGAUAGUAACCCUCCUUCCUCUUCAUACACCGUUGCUAAGCCCAACCAGUCUGUCUUCACCUCUUCGGGACUCAUAUCUAAGAUGUCCAGGGAUUCUUCUUUAUACCCUACAAAACUAAGAAUACCAGAAACACCAGUCAAAAAAUCUCCCUUGGUAGAGGGAAGAGACCAUCAUCAUAUCCAUCUUUCGAAUUCUAAAAUCAUAUCCUCUUCACUAAGCGUGUCUCCCUUGAACUUUGUCGACGAUAACAAUUUACACGAAGAUCUUUUAUUUUCAGAUUCUCCAUCUUCCAAAGCUUUACCCUCCAUUCAUGUAUCCGCCAUAGACUCAUCCCCAUUAAGCGAGACUAAAUACCAAUCACAUGACCGUAACAAUAGUCAUAGCAACAUUCUGUCCCCUACUACCAGUUUGAUCACAAAUAAUUCUCCACAGACAUUGCAUUCCAACAAAUUCAAAAAAAUCAAGAGGACUAGGAAUUCUGUCAUUUUAAAAAACAAAGAGCUAACGAACAGUUUACAACAAUUUAAAGACGAUCUGUAUGGUACAGACGAAAAUUUCCCACCUCCUAUUAUAAUAUCAAGCCACCAUUCAAUCAGGAAAAGCACCCAGCAUUGUCAACUUCGUAACCCUAACGACAAUGACACCGAUGAAGAGAUUUCUACUCCAACUAGGCGAAAAUCUAUAUCAGGCGCAAAACCACAAACUCAUUAUGAAACGAAACCUUUAUCAUUAUCUUCAGCAUCGGUACCAACUAAGUCAAACGCAGAGACGCAUUCUAUAUCUUCCACAGACUCCUCCCCUUUAAAUUCUAAGAGGCGUCUAAUUUCCUCGAACAAAUUAUCUACAAAUCCAGAUUCUCAUUUGUUUGAAAAAUUUACAAAUGUGCAUUCUAUUGGCAAAGGCCAAUUUUCCACUGUUUACCAAGUUACAUUUGCUCAAACAAACAAAAAAUAUGCCAUUAAAGCCAUUAAGCCGAAUAAAUACAACUCCUUGAAACGCAUUUUGCUAGAGAUAAAAAUACUAAACGAAGUAACGAACCAAAUCACGUCGGACCAAGAAGGUAAGGAAUAUAUCAUCGACUACAUUAGUUCGUGGAAGUUUCAAAACUCGUAUUACAUUAUGACAGAGUUGUGUGAGAAUGGUAAUUUGGACGGAUUCUUACAAGAACAAGUAAUUGCCAAGAAGAUGAGAUUAGAAGAUUGGAGAAUUUGGAAAAUCAUAGUGGAGUUAAGUUUAGCGCUAAGAUUCAUCCACGAAUCAUGUCACAUUGUACAUCUAGAUCUAAAACCAGCCAAUGUCAUGAUAACUUUUGAAGGUAAUUUGAAACUAGGUGAUUUUGGAAUGGCUGCUCACCUUCCCUUAGAAGAUAAAAGUUUUGAAAAUGAAGGCGAUAGAGAAUACAUUGCACCAGAAAUAAUUUCAGAUUGCACUUACGAUUACAAAGCAGAUAUUUUCUCCCUAGGUUUAAUGAUUGUUGAAAUUGCUGCGAACGUUAUAUUGCCGGACAAUGGUAAUGCGUGGCACAAGCUAAGAUCAGGCGAUUUGUCAGACGCAGGGCGGUUAAGCUCUACGGAUAUCCAUUCAGAAUCAUUGUUUUCAGAUACUACGAAAGUCGAUACCAAUGAUAUAUUUGAUUUUGAAAGAGAAAACACUACAAACAACAGCAACAACAACAACACCGCCAAUACUGCUACUGCUAUUACUACCGCUACUAAUACCACCACCACCACCACUACUACUACUACCACUACUACUACUAAUAAUAAUAAUAAUAAUAAUAAUAACACUCCAACAGGUAAUAUCACUACUACUAAAAAUGGUCUGGUUCUGCAUAAAAGUUUCAAAAUUCCCGCAUGGGUACCGAAGUUCCUCAUAGAUGGCGAGUCACUCGAAAGAAUGGUUCGAUGGAUGAUAGAACCCAAUUAUGAGAGGAGACCCACUGCAAAUCAAAUUUUACAGACUGAAGAAUGUUUGUACGUGGAAAUGACUCGUAGUGCAGGCGCCAUCAUUCAGGAAGAUGAUUUUGGGCCCAAACCAAAAUUUUUUAUAUGA
Saccharomyces eubayanus is the source of this 2553-nucleotide messenger RNA. RefSeq names its product tyrosine protein kinase SWE1 (gene SWE1). The record is from RefSeq and is a predicted model, not a curated record. The transcript has a single exon. Lineage: Eukaryota; Fungi; Ascomycota; Saccharomycetes; Saccharomycetales; Saccharomycetaceae. Gene Ontology annotation, molecular function: ATP binding; protein kinase activity. Gene Ontology annotation, biological process: protein phosphorylation. The coding region runs from base 1 to 2553 and encodes 850 amino acids.